Chiroxiphia lanceolata (lance-tailed manakin) is the source of this 7614-nucleotide messenger RNA. It is a transcript of the gene XDH, whose product is annotated as xanthine dehydrogenase. Lineage: Eukaryota; Metazoa; Chordata; Aves; Passeriformes; Pipridae. Gene Ontology annotation, molecular function: FAD binding; iron ion binding; molybdopterin cofactor binding. The transcript is spliced from 37 exons. The coding region runs from base 233 to 4315 and encodes 1360 amino acids. The record is from RefSeq and is a predicted model, not a curated record.
UGUCAUUACGGCUGCAGAAGCACCAACCAAAGGCAGCUGGCACGCCUCUUCAUUGGCUCUUAUAUAAUAUGGGGUUUCACAGGGCACUGAUGUAGAAAUAAAGUCAAACAUUCUUGAGGCAGACUCAUAUUACUUGUCGUAUCGCUGGUGCUCACUGCGCUGUGGGGUGUAGGGCUGCUCUCAGAAGGGUGGUCUGUGGCCCUAUCUGAGUGAAUUUUGGAAGGUGUACAGGAUGGCUCCGAGUGAGGCAGUGGAUGAACUUGUUUUCUUUGUGAAUGGUAAAAAGGUGGUGGAAAAAGAUGUGGACCCAGAAACAACUCUGCUAACUUAUCUGCGAAGAAAAUUGGGCCUGUGUGGAACCAAACUAGGCUGUGGAGAAGGUGGAUGUGGUGCCUGCACUGUUAUGAUAUCCAAGUAUGAUCCCUUUCAGAAGAAAAUUCUCCACCAUACUGCCAAUGCUUGUCUCUUCCCUGUCUGUGCCCUGCAUCAUGUAGCUGUAACUACUGUUGAAGGCAUAGGAAACACAAAAUCCAGGCUGCACCCAGCCCAGGAGAGGAUAGCAAAAAGUCAUGGUUCCCAAUGUGGCUUUUGCACACCAGGCAUUGUCAUGUCCAUGUAUACAUUGCUUCGGAACAACCCUGAGCCCAAAAUGGAAGACAUUGAAGAUGCUUUCCAAGGGAACUUGUGUCGAUGUACAGGCUACAGACCCAUUCUGGAAGGAUACAGGACAUUUGCUAAAGACAUGAAUUGCUGUGGCAGAGUUGCCAAUGGCACUGGAUGCUGUCGUAGUAGGAGGGAAAAUAGCACGAAUGGGGGCUGCUGUCAAGGAAAAGCCAAUGGUCCAGGCUGCUGCAUGAAUGGAAAAGAAGACAGUGUGACAAUGCUGUCCUCCAGCCUGUUCAAUUCUUCUGAGUUCCAGCCUUUGGACCCCACACAGGAGCCAAUCUUCCCACCGGAGUUAAUGACUCAGAGGAACAAACAGCAGAAACAGAUGUGUUUCAAAGGCGAGCGUGUGAUGUGGAUCCAGCCUACAUCUCUCAAGGAAUUGGUGGCUCUCAAAUCCCAGUACCCCAAUGCCAAACUCGUUGUGGGGAACACAGAAGUGGGUAUCGAGAUGAGGUUAAAGAACUUCUUGUAUCCGGUGAUAAUAGCACCAGCAUGGAUCCCUGAAAUGAAUGCUGUUCAGCACACUGAAACAGGGAUCACCAUCGGCGCUGCCUGUACCCUGCGCUCAGUAGAGGAGGUUAUGAGAAAAGCAGUGGCAGAGCUUCCUCCAUACAAAACCGAGGUCUUCCAGGCUGUCCUGGAACAACUGCGGUGGUUUGCAGGGCCACAGAUCAGGAAUGUUGCUGCUCUUGGUGGGAACAUAAUGACAGCAAGCCCAAUUUCUGAUUUAAAUCCCGUGUUAAUGGCAAGUGGAAGCAAAUUGACUCUGGUAUCAAAAGAGGGCAAAAGGACUAUCACAAUGGAUGAAAAGUUUUUCACUGGGUACAGAAAGACAGUAGUUAAGCCUGAAGAAAUACUUCUCUCUGUUGAAAUACCCUACAGCAAGAAGGGUGAAUACUUCUCAGCUUUCAAGCAGGCUUCCCGUCAUGAAGAUGACAUUGCUAUUGUGACCUGUGGGAUGAGAGUCCUGUUCCAAGAUGGCACUAGCCGGGUGGAGGAGAUAAAACUAAGCUAUGGAGGAAUGGCUCCUACAACUGUUCUGGCAUUAAAAACUUGCAAGGAGCUCACUGGCAGAGACUGGAAUGAGAAACUGCUGCAGGAUGCCUGCCGCUUACUGGCGGGUGAGAUGGAUUUGUCUCCCUCCGCCCCUGGUGGGAUGGUGGAUUUCCGACGCACACUCACCCUCAGCUUCUUCUUCAAGUUCUACCUGACGGUCCUUCAGAAACUGAGCAAGAACCUCAAUGGCACUCAGAAAAAUCUGUGUGAGCCCAUCCCUUCAAACUACAUCAGUGCUACAGAGCUGUUUCACAAAGAUCCCAUUGCAAAUGCCCAGCUCUUCCAAGAAGUGCCCAGGGGACAGGCAGUUGAAGAUAUGGUGGGACGGCCCUUGAUGCACGUUUCAGCAGCCAAACAAGCAAGUGGAGAAGCUGUUUACUGCGAUGACAUCCCUCACUACGAGAAUGAGCUGUAUCUCACGCUGGUGACCAGCACCAAAGCCCACGCUAAGAUCCUUUCUGUAGAUGCAUCUGAAGCUCAGAGUGUUCCUGGAUUUGUGUGUUUUGUCUCUGCCAAGGAUAUUCCUGGCAGUAACAUCACUGGCAUCACUAACGACGAGACUGUCUUUGCUGAAGAUGUGGUCACUUGUGUUGGUCAUAUCAUUGGUGCAGUCCUUGCAGACACACAGGAACAUUCCAGAAGAGCAGCUAAAGCUGUGAAGAUUAAGUAUGAAGAACUUAAACCUAUUGUCACAAUUCAGGAGGCUAUUGAGAAACAAUCAUUUUUUAAGCCUAUAAAGAGGAUUAAUAAGGGAGAUGUGAAGAAAGGAUUUGAAGAAUCUGAUCACAUUUUGGAAGGAGAGAUGUACCUUGGUGGCCAGGAGCAUUUCUAUCUGGAAACUCACUGUACUCUGGCUGUGCCAAAGGGAGAAGAUGGUGAGAUGGAACUCUUUGUGUCAACUCAAAAUCCAAUGAAGACACAGGAGUUUACUGCUAAUGCACUGGGAGUCCCUUCGAAUCGUGUUGUGGUUCGAGUGAAAAGAAUGGGAGGAGGAUUUGGAGGAAAAGAGACUAGGAGUACUAUCUUGACAACCGUAGUGGCUGUUGCAGCCUUCAAAACUGGCCGCGCAGUGAGGUGCAUGCUGGAUCGAGAUGAGGACAUGCUGAUAAGUGGUGGGAGACAUCCCUUCCUGGGGAGGUACAAGGUUGGUUUCAUGAAGAAUGGGAAAGUCAAGAGUCUGGAGGUGUCAUACUACAGCAAUGGGGGCAACUCUGUAGACCUCUCUCACGGUGUUAUGGACAGAGCCCUGUUACAUUUGGAUAACUCCUACAACAUCCCCAAUGUCAGCAGCGUGGGCACUAUUUGCAAGACCAACUUGCCUUCCAACACAGCCUUCCGUGGCUUUGGAGGGCCCCAAGGAAUGAUGAUUGCUGAGUGCUGGAUGAGUGACCUUGCUCGGAAGUGUAACCUGCCACCUGAGGAGGUGCGGAAGCUCAACCUCUAUAACGAAGGAGACGUAACUCAUUUUAACCAGAAGCUGGAGGGAUUUACUCUACGAAGAUGCUGGGAUGAAUGUUUGUCAAGCUCUAGCUAUCAUACCAGGAAGAAACUAAUCGAAGAAUUCAAUAAGCAGAAUCGCUGGAAGAAGAGAGGGAUGUGCAUCAUUCCUACUAAAUUUGGCAUCAGUUUCACUGUCCCGUUUCUGAACCAGGCUGGAGCUCUGGUCCAUGUGUAUACAGAUGGCUCUGUGUUACUUACACAUGGGGGGACUGAGAUGGGUCAAGGACUUCACACCAAAAUGAUUCAGGUUGCCAGCAGGUCCCUGGGAAUCCCCACCUCCAAAAUUUACAUCAGUGAGACCAGCACAAACACUGUCCCAAACACCUCCCCGACAGCUGCGUCCGUCAGUACGGACAUCAAUGGAAUGGCCGUCCAUAAUGCGUGUCAAACUAUCUUAAAAAGACUGGAACCGAUCAAACAGUCUAAUCCCAAAGGAUCCUGGGAAGACUGGAUUAUAGCCGCCUACCAGAGCUGUAUUAGCCUGUCGGCCACAGGGUUUUACAGAAUUCCUGACGUUGGCUACGACUUUGAAAAGAAUGAAGGGAAACCAUUCUCCUACUUCAGUUAUGGCGUUGCUUGCUCUGAGGUUGAGAUAGAUUGCCUGACAGGUGACCACAAGAACAUUCGCACAGACAUUGUUAUGGAUGUUGGUACCAGUCUGAACCCAGCCAUAGAUAUAGGACAGAUAGAAGGAGCAUUUGUCCAAGGCCUUGGGCUCUUCACCAUGGAGGAGCUGCGCUACUCUCCUGAAGGAAACCUAUACACUCGAGGGCCUGGGAUGUACAAAAUCCCAGCAUUUGGAGACAUCCCAACAGAAUUCUACGUGUCUCUUCUCCGUGACUGCCCAAAUAGCAAAGCAGUUUACUCAUCCAAGGCUGUGGGAGAACCACCUCUAUUCCUAUCUGCCUCGGUGUUUUAUGCCAUUAAAGAUGCCAUCUACGCUGCGAGGAAGGACUCUGGCCUGACUGAGCCAUUCAGGUUGGACAGCCCUGCCACCCCGGAGAGGAUCCGCAAUGCUUGUGUGGACAUCUUCACCAAAAUGUGCCCUUCUGCUGAGCCAGGGACCUUUAAGCCAUGGUCUGUGCGUGUGUAAAAGGAAAGUCUGGGAAGCAAACUCUGCUGAAACUGAGCUUACACCAGAGGAAGCACAAGGCAGAAGGACUAUAAUGGAGAAAAAAAUACCUGUGUUCAUGUGGCUCACUCAGGGAUUCAUGGAGCUUUCACAUUUAAUUGUCCAAUCACUGUUUUCUCUAGGAGAAGGAAUUGCUGCCAGAUUAUAGCUCCAAUGUAAACUCAAAUGAAGUGGAAGCUGAUGUUAUCCAGGUGUAAUUGAAAAAUCUUAGGUUUCAUAUAAAAUUGCUGCAAUGAUGCUUAUUACCAGCCAGUGUGAAAUGGCAGGGUGGUUGUUUCUUUUUUUUCCUACUGUGGGGAAAGAUGGACCACUUAGUUAUGCUAUGCCAAGAAGGACUUAAAUGUGUUGAGCCUAGACAUACAGUCCUCUCACUGAGAUGGGGGAAGGUCUAAGAGGCACUGAGGGCUGGACUCUACUGUGUCCCCUCUGCACAAAAAGCCAGAUAUAUGCUAGAGGAAGAUGAGGAGGACUUUUAAUGUUAGCUAACAGAGGUCAUCUUUCCUGUGUAACAGAAGUGCUUCAGAGGAAAAUGCUAAAAUGUGACCAAUAACUGAUUUAUCCCAAAUUAAAUGACUGUUGUUUUGUCUGCACCAGUGCUUUAAUGAGAUCUUAGUUCAACUGCUACCUUGUCUUGUCUGAUUAAAGAUAAAAACUAGAUAUACCAAGAGAACUUCCAUCAAGAUGCUACUUUGUUUGACACAUCCUUUUCCUGUCCCACACCUACAUAUCUUUCCCCAUAUUUAAAAUAGGAAAGGAGAUCAGCUACCUUGGAGUAACAGAGAAAGUUGCUCAUCAUUGUUCCCAAGGAAAUUUGUACCAGCCUAAGCAAGGGGCACAAGGAGGAUGGACACAGCCAGGGAUUAGCUGACUCUGGUUGCCCUCUAGGGUCAAUCCCUUGCUGUCAUGCUAUGGUCUUCCCUUCUUUUCAAGAGAACUCUUAGCUUUGCUGAAUGUAAGAGAAUGGGUACCUUUUGCUACAGGGACUGCUUGUCUGAAAAAUGUGCUGACUAUGUGAUGACCCGGUGUCGUCUGGAUUGAAUAUAUUUUUUGUGUUGGAUUUAGGGCUGGGCAUCCCUCUUGACAGGUUUUGUCACUGUCAGAUUUAACACUGUAGCAUCUUGUUAUCCCUAGAUGAUGUCAGCCAUGUACUUGUAAUUGCUCAUCAUUUGCAAACUGUUAUGGUUCUCUGGCCCACAGCUUUAUGAAAAUGUCCUUUUUCUAUUUUUGAACUCCUAGGGCCAUCAAAAAAAUGUGAUGCAAGAGGGUGUAACUCCAUUGCCUUCUAUAGAAUUUUGCUUACAUGCAAACUACUUAAAAUUGACCUCUAUCUUAGGACUGGAUGAAGUAUGCUCAGUGUGAAAUAUUUUUUUUAAGCACUCCGGGGUAUAUUGCUUGGAAAUAUGUAGAUUUAUUUCUCAGCUUAAAAUACAAUGGUUCUACCAUUUAGAAGAAGGGAAUUUGUACAUGUGAGUUGCAGAAAGUAUUUUGUGCUAGUUGUGCUUACUAUGUAAUUGUUUUAUUAAUUGAAAUACAAUAUUGGUGUUUCUUAAACUCUGAGGUACCGGGCAAGAACAUGUUUUUGUUUUCUCCUGAAACUUGGCAAUAUGAAAAAAACCUCUUAGAGAAGAAAAUACGAUAAUUUGUCUUCAAUAAUGGCUAUUGGAGCCUGUGUAUCCACGUUCUUGGAUGUCCAUGAAGGGAUACAAAACACGAAGUCUGUAAGGUAGAUUGGUAUCAGCACUGUUCCUGGGACAUCCACCUCAUGGGAUCGCUGGACAUGCUCAUUCAGACCAGGCUGAUGAUAAAUACAAAGGGAAGGUAACAUGUGUUAAUGCAGAGCAUGGGCAGACACAGGCAGAGUGUGAUAUCGAGAAGCUUCAAGUCACCUCAGGGGAAAGCUGCCAGUGUUCACGGGAGGCCUGCUGCCUUUGGGGGCCCUGGGACAUGUUACUAGCAGGAUAAGUGCUCUUUGUUUCCUGUGGUUCUGGAAGCACCUUUUUCAUCCUUUCAAAAAGGCUUUGUGGUGUCUCACAUAGUCACAGUGGCUGCCUGGUCAGGUAAAAUUUUUUUAGAUUAGAUGUAUUUCUUUUGCAAUUUGCUUUGUGAGUUAGUUGCAAUUGUAUUUGACAAGUUCUGCGUACAGGCAGUGGUCAGAGCAGGCUGUUCAGUGCAGAUCUUGGACUGUAGAGCCGUUUUUCCUGCUUCAUCAGUGAGCCACUCUUUCCCAGGCACCAGUCCUUGCCCUCAAGCCCACCCCAGCUCAGAGCCCUUUUGUUACCCUUGCCCAGCAACAAUCUGAUGGAGGGAGGAAACUCCUUCCUUUUGGGGUGGACCGGAGUUGAAUGUAAUUUAUAUCAAACACCUGGGGAGGGCAAUGGUAUAAAAUCAGGGUUGCAAAGUAAUUACAGAAACUGGUUUCGAGGGUGUAGGGAAAAGGGAAGCUUGGAUGCUAAUAGGAAUUUACAGAGAAAUCAUUGUAGCACCUGGCUGUGCUGUGGGUGAGACAGGGACUCUAAGGAACAUGAAGCUGAGAUUUUCAUGUCACCUCUAAAUGUCUUAACAUUUCAUACAUUGUUUUCCUCUGGAACUUAGGAAAGGACUGGGAUGUGCUGUAGAGGCCCGGCAGGAAGAGAAGGUCCUGCUAUAGGAUCCCCAAAUUAAGGUGUGCUCUGCUCUACAAAGCUGUCGGAGAGCAGCUCUCCUGCAGUGAGCGCACAGCCCUGUCCUCUGCCAGGUGCUGUGUCACAUCUCUUCACACACAUCUCACUGCGUGGGAUUUCAGCUCAUAGUCGCUGAAGGGAAAGCUACUUACAAAGAGAAAAAUGUUCCUUUUCUAGUACUUUCUGGUGAAAUACAGCAUGGAUGCAAGACUCUAAUUUAAUUACAUAUAAUUGGAAAUUUGCUGCUUCUCUCCUUCCCAGAACUGUGUACUCAGAAGAGGAACUAUGCCAUCUUGCUAGUCUGUAAAGUAUUGCGCAGAGUAGCGGCACUUAACUUGUAAUUGUUGUAGCUGGAGAUUUUGUGGGAGGAUGAAAGGAGGCCUGCUGAUCUGAUGUCUUAGUGCUAUUAAUUGUGAGAGAUGUGAGAGGGAGGGCAAGUUUUUGGUAACUGUUUUAGGUCAGUUCUAAUCAAAAGUUUUCACUAUCAUUCUUUAAUGAGCAUUGUCAAAUUGGUGUCCUCAUUACAUGAAUGUAUGAGGAAUUCUCUGUGAAUGUGACAACAAUGCAAAAUAAAGCUGCUAAAUAUUCUGGAGACCAGUA